AACGUGGCACGUAAUUAAAGAUCCAGCUAAGUUGUCCGCACCUAAUCAUUCCUCCAUUACCGAAACAAACGAUCUCUCUCCCACACAGUUUCAGGUUCUCCGUUUCGACGAUGGAUCUCUCACUUGCUGCUUCUCCCUCUUCGUUUGACUUACUAUUAUUGAACUCCCACAAAUUCUCAUUAUUUCAAUUUAAGCCCCACUUCUCUCUCAAAUCCAAAAACCCCCCUACAAAAUCAUUAUUUUGGCGCCAAAAUCGCCCAUUCAGAGUCAGAGCUCUUAACGAUGAUGGUUUCGUCCUCGAAGAUGUGCCUCACUUGACUGAUUUCCUCCCUCAUCUACCAUCGUAUCCAAAUCCUUUACAUCACAGCCAUGCCUACGCGAUUGUCAAGCAGACUUUUGUUGGACCAGACGAUGCAGUCGCACAAAAUAUUGUUGUUCAUAAAGAUAGUCCUAGAGGUGUCCAUUUCCGGCGAGCCGGCCCCAGAGAGAAGGUGUAUUUUAUGCCUGAUGAAGUGCGUGCUUGCAUAGUGACAUGUGGGGGUUUAUGUCCCGGGAUCAAUACAGUGAUUCGCGAGAUUGUAUGCGGAUUGAAUUAUAUGUAUGGAGUUGAUGAUGUACUUGGCAUUAUGGGAGGUUAUAGGGGUUUUUAUUCAAAAAACACCAUAAAUUUGACGCCCAAAGUUGUGAAUGAUAUACAUAAGCGUGGUGGCACAUUUCUUUGCACUUCACGAGGAGGUCAUGACGCAAACAAGAUAGUUGAUAAUAUUCAGGACAGGAGAAUAAAUCAGGUAUAUAUUAUUGGAGGUGAUGGCACUCAGAGAGGAGCAGCUUUAAUUUACAAGGAAGUUGAGAAACGUGGUCUUCAAGUGGCUGUUGCUGGGAUCCCCAAGACGAUUGAUAAUGAUAUAGCGGUGAUAGACAAAUCUUUUGGAUUUGAUACCGCUGUUGAAGAAGCUCAGAGAGCAAUUAAUGCUGCACAUGUGGAGGUUGAAAGUGUGGAAAAUGGAGUUGGGAUUGUUAAACUGAUGGGCAGAUACAGUGGUUUCAUUGCAAUGUUUGCAACUUUGGCAAGUCGAGAUGUGGAUUGUUGCUUGAUUCCAGAAUCGCCAUUCUAUCUAGAAGGUCCUGGUGGUCUUUUUGAAUUUAUUGAACAGAGGAUCAAAGAAAAUGGGCAUAUGGUUAUUGUGAUAGCAGAAGGAGCCGGGCAGGAAUACGUAGCUCAGGCCAUGCAGGCAGCUGAUGAGAGAGAUGCAUCAGGGAACAGACUACUUCUUGAUGUUGGUCUGUGGUUAACUCAAAAGGUUAAGGAUCAUUUUACAAAGGUGAAGAAGAUGGAGAUAAAUAUGAAAUAUAUAGAUCCUACAUACAUGAUUAGAGCUAUCCCAAGUAAUGCAUCAGACAACAUUUAUUGCAGUCUUCUAGCACAAAGUGCUGUUCAUGGGGCCAUGGCUGGGUACACAGGAUUCACAGUUGGUCCAGUAAACAGCAGACAUGCUUAUAUUCCCAUUGCUCGUGUGACAGAGGCACAAAAUACAGUGAAGGUAACAGGUAGGAUGUGGGCCAGACUUCUUGCUUCAACAAAUCAGCCUAGUUUCUUGAAUUCCAACGAGAUGCUGCCAAUUUAAAUUUACCAAUGCCUUAGAACAAGUAGAAAUAUUUUUUGGUGGCUGCCAUUUAUGAUGAUUCUUAAGUUGUAGACAGCAGUUUAGAUUGUAUCUUUUGAUAGAGUCUGCUAUUUUAAGACACUAUCUGUUUCUCAAUGACUCAGCCAUCAUAUUUACUAAAUUCAAAUGAUGUCAACGUAUAUUUACAGUUAAUGAAUAUUCUUUUAUGCUUGCA
This is a messenger RNA of Populus trichocarpa (black cottonwood), 1839 nucleotides long. Its product is annotated as ATP-dependent 6-phosphofructokinase 4, chloroplastic. The transcript is spliced from 14 exons. NCBI's taxonomy places the organism in Eukaryota, Viridiplantae, Streptophyta, Magnoliopsida, Malpighiales, Salicaceae. The record is from RefSeq and is a predicted model, not a curated record. The coding region runs from base 111 to 1625 and encodes 504 amino acids. Gene Ontology annotation, biological process: glycolytic process; fructose 6-phosphate metabolic process. Gene Ontology annotation, molecular function: 6-phosphofructokinase activity; ATP binding. Gene Ontology annotation, cellular component: cytoplasm.